Molecule: messenger RNA, 1891 nt
Organism: Camarhynchus parvulus
Lineage: Eukaryota; Metazoa; Chordata; Aves; Passeriformes; Thraupidae
Product: caspase-8-like
Exons: 7
Coding region: 28-1470 (480 amino acids)
Biological process (GO): apoptotic process; negative regulation of extrinsic apoptotic signaling pathway via death domain receptors; proteolysis
Molecular function (GO): protein binding; cysteine-type endopeptidase activity
Source: RefSeq, a predicted model, not a curated record
UCCGCCCUGGGCGGCUGCGGCGCCGCCAUGGAGCUGCCCCAGGGACGGCUGCUGGCGGUCAGCGACGAGCUGGACGGGGCCGAGCUGGCGGCGCUGAAGUUCCUCUGCCGGGACCACGUGCCCUGGAGAAGGCUGGAAGCCGUCCGGACCCCUCACGACUUGUUCGAAGCGCUGCAGGAGAAGGGCUUGCUGGAGCCGGGAGACCUGGCCUUCCUCAGGGAGCUGCUCUACCGCAUCGGGCGGAUCGACGUCCUGGUUGCCCACCUGGGCUCCAGCCGGGAGCAGGUGGAGAGGGAGCUGCGGGCGCCGGGCGGGGCGCGGGUGCCGCCCUUCAGAUACUUGCUCUUUCAGCUGUACGAAGAUGUCACCGAAGAUGAGCUGAUGUAUUUCAAGUUACUUUUGGGCAACAAAUUGCCAAAAAGCAAGCUAACCCAUGAGACUACAAUGCUUGACAUUCUCACUGAGAUGGAGAAGAAGGGCCUUCUGGGGAAAGACAACUUAAGUAUGCUGAAGAGUCUCUGUGAAAAAAUUAACAUCAGCCUGUGGAACAGAAUUGAAGAUGGAUUAAAGCUGUUUGGCCAAGAAGAAAUGCUCAUCACAGAGGAACAGAGGGUCAGCACAGGAUACCCUGAGCGACAUCCGGUGUCAUCUGUAGCACCUGGUCCUCCUGGCAGUUUUAAUGACUCUUCCCAGCUGCUUGAAGCUUACAAAAUGACCAGCCGACCCUGUGGAGUGUGCCUGAUCCUGAAUAAUCACAAUUUUGCAAAAGCUAGAGAAGGAGUGCUGGAACACAAACACAUGAAGGAUCGGAAUGGGACAGACGUGGAUGCAGCGGCUCUGAGGAAUGUCUUUAGCAAGCUUCAUUUUACAGUAGAAGAAUGUAGAGACCUCACUGCAGAAGAAAUCCGUGAGACUGUGAACAUCUUCCGGAGUGCAGACCAUGAGGACAAGGACUGUUUUGUUUGCUGUAUCCUGUCUCAUGGGAAAAAAGGCAUUAUAUAUGGUGUUGAUGGGCAGGAAGUACCUAUCAGGGAACUGACCACUUCUUUCACUGCACAGAAUUGCAAUUCACUUGCUGGAAAACCAAAAGUUUUUUUUAUUCAGGCCUGCCAAGGUGAUGCUUUCCAUCAAGGUGUGACCAUCGAAACAGAUUCUGGAGAGCAAGAUUCUUCUGUGGAGCGAGAUGCGAGGCUUCAGCUCGAGUGCAUCCCUGCAGAGGCAGACUUCCUCCUGGGCAUGGCCACCCUGCAGGAUUACGUCUCCUACAGAAGUCCCAAGGAGGGAACCUGGUACAUACAGGCACUGUGCCAGCACUUGGAGUACAGCUGUCCUCGAGGGGAAGAUAUUCUCACCAUCCUGACAGCAGUAAAUCAAGAAGUGAGCAGAAAAACUUGUGAGCGGGGCACAAAGAAGCAGAUGCCACAGCCCAGUUUCACCCUGAGGAAGAGGCUCAUCUUUCCUGUCAACUAAAUGGGAGGCAACUGCAUGCCAGAGAGAGCCGCUGCAGCCUGGAAUUGGCUGGUUUCAGAAUUCAGUCAAACACAACAGACUUUCAGUGCCUGCUCUUAGCACAAUGGCAGAUAUUUUUAAUUUUAUCUACAGCUAAGGAGAAAAAGCCUUAAGACAUUUGUAUUGAUACAUUAAUUUGUAUUAACACUUUAUACGUGAGAGCAUCUCUGAGCUGGUCUCUGAUUUAUUUAGCUGAUCUCUCUCAGUGGUUUGCUGGCAAAAAUCUACUUGGUGUUCUCUUAUCAGCUGUACCACAUUGCUUUUGCUUUCAUAAGGUAUUUUAAGGCAACUUUUAGAAGACAACCAUUAUAAAGCUUUGUGUACUUUAUGACUAACCUUUGCAAAAUAAAGGGAGGAGUGCUGUAAAUUUUAUAGGAUAUAA